AUGGCUAACUUGCCGUCGUUCCAAGUCCCCAUGCUCAAUAAGAGCAGUUUCGAUAAUUGGAGUAUUAAGAUGAAAGCGUUAUUGGGAGCCCAUGACGUUUGGGAGAUCGUGGAGAGUGGCUAUGAGGAGCCACAAGAUGAGACCGCUCUAUCCCAACAACAAAGGGAUAGAUUGCGAGAUGCGAGAAAGAGAGACAAGAAGGCUCUCUAUCUCAUCUACCAAGCUCUAGGGGACGACGAUUUCGAGAAGAUCUCGAGUGCAAGCACCGCCAAAGAAGCGUGGAAGAAGCUCCAAAUCUCGUGUAUUGGAGCGGAUCGAGUAAAGAAGGUACGUCUCCAAACUUUAAGAGGAGAAUUUGAAUCUUUGCAUAUGAAAGAGUCCGAAUCAAUUUCAGAUUACUUUUCAAGAGUCUUGGCGGUGUCAAAUCAAAUGAAAAGAAAUGGUGAAAAAUUGGAGGAUGUUAGAAUUAUGGAAAAAAUAUUGCGUUCUCUAACUCCCAAUUUUGAGCAUAUAGUAGUUACAAUUGAGGAAACAAAAAAUUUAGAGGAAAUUAGUAUCGAUCACCUAUUGGGAUCGCUACAAGCAUAUGAGGAGAAACAAAAGAAGAAACAGGAAAUUGUGGAGCAACUUUUAAAGUUGCAAGUGAGCCCAAAGGAGAAAGAAGAAAGUUCGGGCAAUGGUGGUGGUCGACAAGGAAGAGGUCGCAGACAAAGACAAGAUCGUGGUCGUGGCCGGGGAUAUGCUCGUGGACGUGGCCGAGGAUAUUUUCCGAACAAUGAAGAAAGAAAGGAGUUCCCAAAUAGGGGACGAGGAAGGAGUUCCCCACAGUCGAGGUACGAUAAAUCUUCAAUAAAGUGUUACAAUUGUCAUAGAUAUGGGCACUAUGCUUCCGAGUGCAGAGAUGCAAAAUCAAAAGUUGAAGAGAAGGCUAAUUACGUGGAGAAUACGAAUGAAGAAAAUGGUUGUGUCCUUCUAGCUUAUAAAGGAGAAGCUGGGAGAAAAGAUGAUACGUGGUACCUCGACACAGGAGCGAGCAAUCAUAUGUGCGGGAACAGAAGCAUGUUCGUGGAGCUUGAUGAAUCAGUAAGUGGUAACGUCUCCUUUGGUGAUGAAUCUAAAAUUCCAGUUAAAGGGAAAGGCAAGAUACUAAUUCGUUUGAAGAAUGGAGCUCAUGAUUUUAUUUCUAACCAUGCUACAAAGAUAAGUCUUGGUUGUGGCAUCUUCGAUUUGGGCACCUGA
Molecule: messenger RNA, 1239 nt
Organism: Salvia splendens (bonfire salvia)
Lineage: Eukaryota; Viridiplantae; Streptophyta; Magnoliopsida; Lamiales; Lamiaceae
Exons: 2
Coding region: 1-1239 (412 amino acids)
Molecular function (GO): nucleic acid binding; zinc ion binding
Source: RefSeq, a predicted model, not a curated record